ACACUGAGGUUUGUGGAUUCGGUUGGCAGAAGUUUCAGUCUCACUGCUACAAGUACUUCACACACCGCCGGACGUGGGACGCUGCUGAGAGGGAGUGUCGGCUGCACGGUGCCCACCUGGCCAGCAUCCUGUCACAGGAGGAGCAACUGUUUGUCAACCGUCUGGGCAGUGACUACCAGUGGCUCGGCCUGAACGACAAGAUGUUUGAGAGAGACUUCAGGUGGACUGAUGGAAACCCAUUGCAAUACGACCACUGGAGGCCGAACCAGCCGGACAGCUUCUUCCAGUCAGGAGAGGACUGUGUGGUGAUGAUCUGGCACGAGGGAGGACAGUGGAACGACGUGCCCUGCAACUAUCACCUGACCUUCACCUGCAAGAAGGGGACAG
Messenger RNA from Epinephelus lanceolatus (giant grouper), 387 nucleotides. NCBI's taxonomy places the organism in Eukaryota, Metazoa, Chordata, Actinopteri, Perciformes, Serranidae. The record is from RefSeq and is a predicted model, not a curated record.